This is a messenger RNA of Cladocopium goreaui, 2765 nucleotides long. NCBI's taxonomy places the organism in Eukaryota, Dinophyceae, Suessiales, Symbiodiniaceae. The record is from the annotation of a GenBank genome assembly.
AGCUGCCUCACAUGGUCCAUAGCAAGGCUGCAUGGACUUAGGGCGGGGCUGCCAUGAACAAUCGGGCCAUUAGUCUUCCAGACCUGGCUGCCGAGAAGAAAAGGAACACCGCGGCAUCCCUCUCUGAAGGGUUUGCUGGUUCGCACCACAAAGGUGCCCUGGCAACCAAUGUGCCAUGGCCAGGCCGCCCUGGACUGUCCAAACGGGCGUAUGAUGGCAGCAAGGAGGCAUGGCCCAACUCGUUGGGCAGAGUGCUGCCUUUGUAUUAUAGGUGUCGGCAGCUGAUUCUUACCACGGAGAAACGUGGCCGCCGAGUGCCUCAGAAGCUGCACACAGAUGCCCGUGCAUUAGAAAAGGUUGUUGCCAAAGAGAUUCGCAACAUCCAUCCUUUGCUUUUCCAGCGUAUGGACGAUCGCCAAUUGGACAGGUUUCUGCGUACCAUGACCUUCCUGAGGCUUUCUAUAGGCCGGUGGAUCUUCGGCAGUGAAGUUCUGAAAGCUGAAUGGCCUCGGACAGAGCAGAUGAGAUGCUUCAUGUUGUUGACCGGUAGGGUAAAUAUCUAUCGCGAUGGUAAUGGCGUUGGAGAGUUUCUGGAACUUCUGCCGGGUUCCAUCUUUGGUGAGCAACCUUUCAGGAUGGGAGAUGAACAGAUCAAUGAUGCCGUUGGUGGAGCCGCACAUUGCGAAGAACCUUCCAUUGUGGGCAUGCUCACCACGGAUGUCUUGGAGGCUGCAUUCGCGGACCGAAUUUAUGGCAAUCCUCGAAUUGCUCAGAAGAUCCGUCACUCCCCGGCGCUUCAGCGCGCAGUUCUGCCAGAACCAGAUCCUGCAAAGCCCAAAGUGGAGUUGGAGCACCUGUCGGCGCAAGAGAAGGCUGAAGUCUUUGAAACGAUUUCGAGUGCUGUCCGAUCAGGGCUGGAUGAGAUGGCAAAACUUGUGGCGGUGCUUCACCUGAUGCCCGGAGAGCCUAUUUUCACCACAGAUUCACUGGACGAAAGCGUAUUCUACAUUGAAGAAGGGAGAGUUGAAGUGAAAGCUGAUGUCACGCUGAUCGAGAAGCCAGAGAGCAGAACUCCCAAACGCACCCGGAUCCAUAUCAUGUUGGAGAGAGCGGAGAAGCUUGCAGGAAAUUCAAUUUUUGACAAGCUGGACCCAUACGUCAUUGUCAAGCUUGGCGAGUACAAGCGAUUUCAGACUCCAGUCCAAUGGAAUACGGGAGUCAAUCCUUUCUUCAACUAUGAUGGAACCCUAACGUUCAAUGGAGAAGAAGAGGUAACUUUCACAGUCAUGGACUACGACAAGUUCACUUCUGAUUCUUUGUGUGGGAGCUGCACCAUUCCUGUGCACACCUUGACUGAUGGAUACAAUGGGAAAGCUGAUCUAUACCGGCCAAAGUCUUCCGUGAACAUGAUGAGCAGCACGGACAGCGAUUUGAUGGAGAAGGCUGGCAAACUCUUCUUUUCAGUGAAGUGGGACUACGAGGCAUUCAACCCACUCAUCCCACCAAAGACAAAGACGUGGCCUGAUCAGGUGCUGUUCAACUUGUUCCAAGACUCGAUCUGGGGCCACGAGCGUCUCAUGCUUCAAAAUGUAUUCAUGAGGGCUCUACAGGGCGCUGCAUCUUCGACGAAAUAUCGUUUGGAGCUGGCGAAUUUCUCCAUCCGAGCCGCUGAGCUCAAAGGAACAGAAGAUCGAUGUGUGGUCAUGAAAAUUGCCAACGACAGGUUCAUAGACUUUAUCAAGAAGAGCCAGCGCGAAAAGGCAUUUUUGCAAGCCUGCCGGUUGCAAGCCUUGGACAAGCAGCAGAUCGUCAAAGGUCUUAUCAUGGACUUGCUCCAAAGAUGGUCAAUUGAAGAGCAAAAUGAGCAACUGCGAAGAGGACUCCUCGGUGACGCUCCAGUUGAAGAAGCGGUGGAUCCAAAUAAGUUCCGCUCCAUGUACAAUGGCGUCAAGGCGCACAUCAGAAUACGUAAUGCUACGAAUCUUACUUCUGGCGGAUGGUUUGACAAGUUGGAUCCGUAUACCAUCGUGCGUUUCCGCGGGAGCAAGGAGGAAGUCCGGACCAGUGUAUUGGCAGAUUCUGGAAGCGAUCCAAUUUGGGACUGCGAAGGUUCCAUGACCUAUCAUGGUGAAGUGGCUCUGGAGAUAUCUGUUUGGGACUUUGACCGGUACAGUGCAGAUAGCCUUUUGGCCACAGGUGUAGUGCAGGUGGAACAGUUCUGCAGCGGCUUUGAUGGCAUGAUACCGCUCAGCAUUGCAGGCAACAAGAGGAAGCGCGCCAAGAAGCAAGCCAUGAUCACAAUAGGAAUUCUCUUCGACCGGCCGCCAGACGCAAUCCUUGAUCAGGACGCGAAAGAGAAUACCUUGGGAAGAACAAGCUAAGCGUGACGGCACCUUCAGCGAAAUUCAGGGCUACCUGAUGUGGCAGUGCCACCCACGCAAAAUCAUGGUACCGACCGUACAAUUCGAGCAGAUUGUUUAAUUGGCGAUCAGUCACAUUCAUGCUUCUGUGCGGGGGCCCCACCAUCUACCUAUGCAUGGAUUUUUAAAGUGCACAAAUUGUCAGCUUGCGAAAAAUGUGAGUGACACCUGCAGCAAGCAGAGCUUUAAGACGAAGCCCUGUGCAGAAUGCUUUGUGCAAUAUUACUGAUACUGUAGUUAGUUAGUGAUGGGCUCGGUGUUGACUGCUGUAAGCCGAUGCUCAGCCAAAUCAGAAAAGGGCCUUAAAAAGGCCAUUGCAGUCCAGGAUUCGAUGAAGCAGGGGUC